AUGACAAGUUAUACGCCAAGUGAACCUGCUUUUUCUUCUCCAUUGAAACCAGUUGACUCGCCUUCAUCAUUACCAGCCAAGACUUUAUCAGAAACAGAAGUGCUCCGUGGUAUCACCCACAAUGGUCCUUCAGAUACUUCAGCUUUAGUUGAUGCAAUAAGCUCUAAACAUGUAACAAGCACUACGACUGCAGUCGUUGCAGCACCUGCUCGGCUGGGUACGUACUCUUUUGUUGUAGCAGGGACGAAUUUUCAGAUCGAUGACAAGUAUAAAUUUAUCAAGGUCAUUGGUCGUGGCGCGUAUGGAGUUGUCAUCUCUGCGGAAAAUACAGAGACAAAUGAGAAAGUAGCGGUGAAGAAGAUCUCGAGAGCGUUUGAAGACCUCGUAGAUGCCAAGCGCAUUUUGCGCGAGAUAAAGCUCUUGCAGCACUUUGACCAUGAAAACGUGAUUACGAUCGUAGACUUGUUGCCACCAUUAUCCCUGGCACAGUUUGACGACGUGUAUAUCAUUGCAGACCUUAUGGAGACAGACUUGCACCGAAUAAUUUACUCGAGACAGCCACUAACUGAAGACCACGUACAAUAUUUCCUGUACCAGAUUUUGCGAGCGCUCAAGUAUAUUCACUCAGCAAACGUUCUUCACAGGGACUUGAAGCCUUCGAACCUGCUCUUGAACUCGAAUUGUGACUUGAAGGUAUGCGACUUUGGUCUAUCGCGAGGCGUUACGCCCGAGGAAGAUAACAUGGAGCUCACGGAAUAUGUCGUCACGCGCUGGUACCGUGCACCCGAGAUCAUGCUCUCAUCCAGGGAGUACACAAAGGCUAUUGACAUUUGGUCUACUGGGUGCAUUUUCGCGGAGUUACUCGGUCGUACACCGCUCUUCCCUGGCGAUGAUUAUAUUCACCAACUACAGAUUAUCUGUGACAAAAUUGGAACUCCGAGUGAAGAGGACCUGCACUUCGUUGUCAGCGAGAGAGCUAGACGGUUCAUGCAAAGCCAGCCCGUGCGACCUGGAAUGUCCUUUGCAAAACUUUUCCCGAAUGCAGCACCCGAAGCCAUUGAUUUGCUACAGCAUAUGCUUUUGUUUGAUCCUGCGAAACGUAUUUCAGUGGAGGAAGCACUGGAACAUCCGUAUUUGGCAUCAUUGCACAACCUGGAGGACGAGCCUGUUGCUGACAGCGUUUUCAGCUUUGAUUUUGAGAAAGAGGAUCUCACGAAGUCUCGGCUGAAGGAACUCAUCUACGAGGAAAUCUUUAAAAUUCACCCCGAUGCACCACAGAACUUCUCAAAAUUGCCCCACGAGAGUUUAGGCAGCCCACUAUCAGAGCAGGUGCUCAGUCCGAGGUCAGUUGCCACUCGAUACAAUAUUUGCUGCCACAAACACCGUUCAUAA
Messenger RNA from Peronospora farinosa, 1392 nucleotides. Lineage: Eukaryota; Oomycota; Peronosporomycetes; Peronosporales; Peronosporaceae. The record is from the annotation of a GenBank genome assembly.